This is a messenger RNA of Trichoderma citrinoviride, 876 nucleotides long. RefSeq names its product aromatic compound dioxygenase. The transcript has 5 exons. The record is from RefSeq and is a predicted model, not a curated record. Gene Ontology annotation, molecular function: ferric iron binding; catechol 1,2-dioxygenase activity. NCBI's taxonomy places the organism in Eukaryota, Fungi, Ascomycota, Sordariomycetes, Hypocreales, Hypocreaceae. Bases 1 to 876 code for a protein of 291 amino acids. Gene Ontology annotation, biological process: catechol-containing compound metabolic process.
AUGGGCUCUCAGUCAACCAGCGAAGGCCUCGGCCAGGAAUUCACCAACCAUGUCAUCCAAGCCAUGGGCCCCAACACCUCGCCCCGGAUGCGCACAGUCAUGACCGCUCUCAUCCAGCACGUCCACGACUUUGCGCGCGAGGUCAACCUCACCGCGGACGAGUGGCUGGCGGGCGUCGAGAUGAUCAACUGGGCGGGCCGGAUGAGCAACGACAGGCGCAACGAGGGACAGCUGGUGUGCGAUGUCAUUGGCCUGGAAUCGCUUGUGGACGACAUCACAUACAGAGAGGCCAGCAAGGCCGACAAGCCGCCCACGUCGUCUGCCAUCCUGGGGCCGUUUUGGCGUGCCGAUGCCCCGAUCCGAGAGAACGGCGGCACCAUCACCUUCAACACGCCAAAGGACGGGCAGGUGACUUUUAUGCAUGGCCAGGUGACGGACGCUGUGACGGGCAAGCCGCUGGCGAAUGCUACGGUGGACGUUUGGCAGGCGUCGACGAAUGGACUGUAUGAGCAGCAGGAUCCGGAUCAGGUCGAUUGCAAUUUGCGUGGCAAGUUCAUCACCGAUGCGGAGGGGCGGUAUUCGUUUUACUGUCUUCGCCCGACGCCGUAUCCUAUCCCCUUUGAUGGUCCGGCAGGGAAGCUGCUGAAGCUGAUGGAUCGCCACGAGUACCGGCCCGCACACAUCCAUCUCAUCGCUGAAUGCAAAGGAUACGGCUCCUUGACAACGCAGAUCUUCGACAAGGACUCCAAGUAUCUGGAGGACGACAGUGUGUUUGCUGUAAAGGAUGGGCUGACGGUCGAGUUCAAGCCCCGUGAGGGAGACGCCCAGGCACAGUUUGACUUGGAGUACAACAUCCAGCUGGCCAAGAAGAAUUAG